This is a messenger RNA of Periophthalmus magnuspinnatus, 670 nucleotides long. RefSeq names its product cell division control protein 42 homolog. The record is from RefSeq and is a predicted model, not a curated record. The transcript has 6 exons. The coding region runs from base 1 to 576 and encodes 191 amino acids. Gene Ontology annotation, molecular function: GTPase activity; GTP binding. Lineage: Eukaryota; Metazoa; Chordata; Actinopteri; Gobiiformes; Gobiidae. Gene Ontology annotation, biological process: small GTPase-mediated signal transduction.
AUGCAGACCAUAAAGUGUGUAGUGGUUGGAGAUGGAGCCGUGGGAAAAACCUGUUUGUUGAUUUCAUACACGACCAAUAAGUUUCCCUCUGAGUACGUCCCCACAGUGUUUGAUAACUACGCUGUGACAGUGAUGAUCGGAGGAGAGCCCUACACUCUGGGACUCUUCGACACUGCAGGUCAAGAGGAUUAUGAUCGUCUGCGUCCUCUCAGUUACCCUCAGACUGAUGUGUUCCUCGUGUGCUACUCUGUGGUGUCUCCUUCCUCCUACGAGAACGUCAAAGAGAAGUGGGUUCCCGAGAUAAACCACCAUUGCACCCACACCACGUUCUUGCUCGUGGGCACACAGACAGACCUCAGAGAUGACCACAGCAUUCUGGAGAAACUGACCAAGAACAAACAGCGCCCCCUAAUGCCUGAACAUGGAGAGAGACUGGCCCAAGAUCUCAAGGCUGUGAAAUACGUAGAGUGCUCUGCUCUUACUCAGAAAGGCCUGAAAAACGUGUUCGACGAAGCAAUUCUCGCUGCUCUGGAACCACCAGAAACAAGGUCCAAACAGCGCUGUGUGAUACUGUAGACUAAACUAGAACUAAACCAGGACUAAACCAGGUCUAAACCAGGUCUAAACCAGGACUAAAACCAGGUCUAAACCAGGACUAAACCAAGACUAA